AGAGGGAGGGGAAAGUUGGACACAGACAAUCCCAGAGCAACUUUUUCUCUUCUGUCCUUUCUUUGUGAAGGAAGAGUCCAGGAAAAAAGAGGAAGGAGGGGAAAAAUUGAAUGCUUGACACGCACGCAUGUCGGAUUCAUGUAAUCACAAAGUUGUGGAUUAAUCAGCAGUUGAAGUCAGCCGGUGGCUGAGGGAGGAAGAGGUAAGAAGAGGAGCUGCUUUCAGACGGGUUAAACAAUGUGGCUUCUGUGCUCCUCCCUGACUCUGUUGGUCGUCGGUUUCGGAUCAUGCGACACUCUGACGUCACAAGAAGGUGUACAAUGCCCGUCCUUACAAGUGGCUGAGUGGAAGUUUCCUCGGACGGCCAGGCAAAACAUUACUGGUUUUAAUUUGGUGAGGCGAUUCUCCUUGCUCAAAGACACAGAUGUCAGAAAGCUCCGCAACCCUCGAGGUUCUGUCAUCCUACGCCUUGGCAAGGCGUCACUCUUGCGCCCAAGCAAUCAAGUGUUCCCUCACGGCUUACCUGACGAGUUCACGUUGAUCUUCACCCUGGCUUUGAAAAAGUCUGCACUGAGGGACACCAUCUACCUCUUUCAGAUAUCGGAUCAGCAGGGGUAUCCACAGCUCUCGGUGGACUUCAGCGCUCCUGACGGCACCCUGACUCUGCGAGCCAGAGGUGCCGACCCCGAGGCCGAGCUGGUGAGCUGCGUCUUUAACGGCGAAGGCGUCGAAGCCCUGACGGACCUCCAGUGGCACAAGCUGGCCCUCAGCGUGCAACGCGACGCCGCCUCCCUUCACAUUGACUGCAACUCCAUCGAGACAAAGCCCCUCGAGCCCCGAGGCGUCCUGCAGACCGACGGACACACACUGCUGGGUGUUCGGGCCUCAGAUGCCGGACCGGUGCAGAUGGAUGUUCAGCAGGUGAUGCUGUAUUGUGACCCAUUGUUUGCAAUUGAAGAGACCUGCUGCGAGAUCCUCGGCGCUCGGUGCCCUACUGAUACUGCAAAGAGCCGUCGAGCAGCUGAAAACGACCUGGAUGAAAACAUGUUUAGCCAGGAUAUUUUUGCAUCCAAGGAUCUUGCAGAAAAAUGUGCUGGUUGUUUACUCCUGAGUAAGGAGGAAAAUGUUGUAAACCUUGGAGGAAAAGAUGGCCGGGGCGAUGGUUGCUCAGGUCCAUGCACAGAUGGAUCCAGGGGCCAGAAGGGCGAGAAAGGCGAGCCGGGAACGGCUUCCAACCGGGGUCAGGCAGCUGGGUACAAGGGAGAAAAAGGUCAGAAAGGGGAGAUUGGUCCGCAAGGCCUGACAGGAACACCGGGGAAGAAUGGUCAAGAACGAUCCAUCUGCGUCGUCGGCCCCAAGGGACAGAAGGGCACUCCGGGUUCGGUGGGUCCGGAGGGGUUAGCUGGGGAGCCAGGGAAGCCCGGACUUCCGGGUCUGCCGGGAUUUGGAAAACCGGGUCCACCGGGCCCUCCUGGCGAUGGUAGAGGUGGGAAGGGAGACCCAGGACCGAAAGGAGAAGGCGGAUUGCCAGGAGACCCGGGACCAAGAGGCCCAGGAGGUCCAAAAGGAGAGAAGGGUGACCCGUGCGAAGUGUGCCCGGUGUUGCAGCCCGGCCCUAAAGGAGAGCCCGGAUCGCCGGGGAUCGGAGAGAGAGGACUCCCUGGUGUCGAAGGAGCAAAUGGCAAAGCGGGACAGAAGGGAGAACACGGAUCAGAUGGCGCCAAAGGAGAGAAGGGAGAACCGUGUUCCGUGUGCCCCACCCUCGGAGAACUCCCACCUAAGCUCAUCCCUCGUGGCCAAACUCAAACUCUGCAGCUGAAGGGAGAGAAGGGGGAACCCGGGAUUGGACAGAAAGGAGAGCAAGGGGAGCCAGGAAACGUUGGUUUACCUGGCCUUAAAGGAGAGAAGGGUAAUGCCGGCAACGCGGGAGCUGCUGGAAAGCCGGGGAAACCUGGACCGAGGGGGGCUGCGGGGAAGGACGGACAGAGAGGUGCACAGGGUGAAGACGGGAAGCCCGGUGUGGGAACCGCUGGCCCAAAGGGUGAGAAGGGCGACUUUGGACCUGGCCCUCCAGGUCCCCCUGGACCUCCAGGACUUGGAGCUGAAGGCAAACAGGGACCAUCAGGCCAGUCUGGUGCUAAGGGAGAAAAGGGCGAGCGUGGAGAACAAGGAGACAAAGGAUUGAUCGGUGUCCCCGGAGUCCCGGGUUUGCCUGGAGACCCCGGUCAGGAUGGAUUAACAGGCUUGAAGGGAGAGAAGGGUGAUUCAUGUACUAGCUGUUUGUCUGCUGGCACGGCGGUGGGUGACGGCGUAGCUGUGCCAGGGCCCAAAGGAGAAAAAGGAGAUCCUGGGCCCCCAGGAGCGGGGAAACCUGGCAAAACUGGAAAUCGUGGCUUGCCAGGUGUGCAGGGUCCCUCUGGUCCCAAAGGAAGCAAGGGCGAUGCUGGGGCUGCAGGAGUGGGCCUUCCGGGACCACAAGGCAUUGAGGGACCAAGAGGUCUCCCAGGACUAGUAGGACCCCCUGGUGUUACAGGACUGCCAGGUUCUGUUGGCCCUGCAGGGGAAAAGGGAUCAAGGGGUGAUGCGGGACUCCCAGGGCCACAGGGACCACCAGGAUUUGGAGUAGCGGGACCGCCGGGUAAAGACGGAGCCUCUGGGCCCAGAGGGCUUCCAGGAGCUGACGGCGCACCCGGAUUUCAUGGAGCUAAGGGGGACAAGGGGGAACGAGGAGAGUGUAACUGCAACCCGCCUGGGCCUACAAUUGUAGGUGGACCUGGAGCCCCAGGAACCCCAACAAACACGUGGCAGCCCGGGCCUCAGGGCCCUCCUGGACCUCCUGGCCCUCCUGGCCCCCCUGGACCUCAGGGAGUCAUUGGAAUCCAAGGUCCUCAGGGUAUCCCUGGAAACGACGGCAUACCGGGUUUGCCUGGAAAGAGCAGCUAUACUGGACCACAAAUGCCUCAAGAUACAAGUAUAGAUGUGGGAGACGAGGAUUGUGGAGAGGGCUGUUCUCAGGGGCUGCCAGGGGUCCCGGGCAUGGCUGGUGCCAAGGGUGAAAAAGGAGACCAGGGCAAGCCUGGUGCAACAGUCAUGGACAGCUGUGACAGGUGUUUGGAGAGACUGCAGAGGACACAGGCGACUGAAGCGACGGGUGAUCGAUCUUGCACCGGAACACCCGGAAUUCCAGGAGUGCCUGGAGCAACGGGAAUAAAAGGAGACACCGGUUCUCCGGGAGAGAGGGGCUCACCAGGACCGCCAGGAAUCAUGGGAACCCCUGGUUUCCCAGGUCCUCAGGGCCCAUCUGGCUUAUCUGGUCAGCAGGGUGAACGAGGGUCGGCCGGCCUCCCAGGAAUGAAGGGCGAGCAGGGCCCUCCAGGGACGCCUGGUUAUCCUGGAACUAUGGGGCCACCUGGGUUGCCCGGACUGAAGGGUGAGCGUGGAAGCCCAGGAGGUGCUGGACAGAAAGGAGAAUCAGGUCCUCCUGGUAGCCCUGGGUAUCAAGGACAGGCUGGCUCUCCAGGCAUUAAAGGAGACACAGGACCAGCAGGGCCUGUUGGUUCCAAAGGUGACCAGGGUUUCCAAGGACAGCCGGGCUUUCCAGGACCACCAGGGCCUCCUGGUCCAGCCGGCAAACCUGGCAGAGAAGGCAUUUCUGGGCUCAAAGGAGAAAAAGGUAACGACGGUUCCACAGGUUCCCAGGGACCAACUGGGCCGCCUGGCUCACCAGGAUCUCCAGGCCUGAUGGGGCCUCCCGGUAUUGAGGGAAUAGACGGAAAAGAUGGGAAACCAGGACUGCGGGGCGAGGCGGGCCCCCCAGGCCCAGCGGGACCUCGAGGAAUCCCAGGAUUCAAAGGGAAAACAGGACAUGUAGGCUUUCCUGGACAGAAGGGAGAUGUCGGCCCUGCAGGCCCGCAAGGACCACCCGGCAGGCCAGGACAUGACGGGGACCAGGGAACCCCAGGACUUCAGGGUCGACCGGGUCCUCCAGGCCAGAUCGGUCCCACAGGGCCAGCGGGACCUCCGGGGCCUCCUGGCCCAUCAGGAGUGGGGAUACAAGGAGACAAGGGUCCCUCUGGGGAGAGAGGCCUCCCGGGGUUAGUUGGACCUACGGGACCACCAGGGCAUCCAGGACUGAUGGGAGAGCCUGGCAGCGACGGUGCUGCUGGUAAAGAUGGAACACCAGGCCUGCAGGGGGACAGCGGACAGCCAGGUCAAAAGGGAGAGCCGGGGGCCCCUGGACAGCGGGGCUCUCCGGGCGAGCGAGGUAGACCGGGGCCCCCAGGCGGAGGAGGAUAUCUCGGCAAGGACGCCCAACCCAUGAUGGGACCGGUCGGCCCUAGAGGGGAAAGAGGAAGCCCGGGCUCUGAUGGACUACCGGGACCUCCGGGUGCCCCUGGGUCUCCAGGAAACGAUGCAUUCGUUAAUUAUGACGACAUCAAAAACUUCAUUCGGCAACAGGUUAUCAAGAUCUUCGAUGAGAGGAUGGGCUACUACAUGUCUCGCAUGCAGAUGCCAGUAGAAAUGGUGGCAUCACCCGGCCGACCAGGGCCCCCAGGAAAAGAUGGUGUUCCAGGCACUCCCGGACCUCAAGGUCCUCCAGGAGUCCCAGGACAGUUCGGCAGGCAGGGUCGCCCGGGAGGACAAGGACUCCCCGGACCACGAGGACCGUCAGGAGUAAAGGGUGACAAGGGUGUUGGAGAGAUGGGAGACGUGGGACCACCUGGAGCACCAGGCAUUCCAGGCCCUCCAGGUUAUGGUAAAAUGGGACCUCCUGGACCUGUUGGCCAGCAGGGUGUUCCUGGGAUACCAGGCUCUCCUGGACAGCCUGGAACCAAAGGAAAGGAAGGCCGCUGUAAUCCUGCAGACUGUAUGAGCCAUCAAGUGGACUACAGCCCCAAGGGCCCGCCUGUCAAAGGCCCCUGGUAAGAUUCUACAAGAUGAAGGGAAAGCGGACUGGAACAAAGAGACUACAGCAUUUGGGGAAGGAAGCAAACCAAAGACAAAGACCCAAAGUUAUUCAGUAAGACCACAUGGCAGAAAGCAAAAGUUUUGGUUGUUUUUUAACAAAAAGGGUCCCGCCCGAACGGAGGCCUGUAAAGACACACCGACAGAAAAUUAUUGAACCAUUUUCUUCUACCCAGUUCAUCGCUUUAACACCCUUAGAUUUUUCAUUUCCCAAACUACGCUUUACAUCUUUUUGUGCUUUCAGGACAGCAAACUGAGAAAAGAGUCACAAUCUGUCUUUUCUUUUCCUUCAUAAUUCAGACUUCUGUCUCCUCUUUCCCCCAUUCUUCCUUGUGUUGGUCAUUUUGUGUGUCUAAUUCUGUAAGCAGGAAAAAAAUAUAUAUAUAUUUUAGUACGUUGCUUCCAUUUCUCCUAUCUUUGUUCCAGUCCUCAAACAAUUACAUUAGAGUAGAUCCCGAGCAUUUCUAAUAUUGUCAUGGUUGAAUUGAGUGAGGUGUGUCAUGUUUGAAUGUCACCUAAUGGACAGCAUGCUGGGAAAUGUAGUUUAGUUCUUUUGAAACAGAUUCCACGUAACAGGCAGACUUUCCUUGAUGGAUUGUUUUGUAGAUAUUUAUAUGUAUAUAUAUUGGCUUUUGAUACAACUCGGAGCUUCCUUUUUUUAAUGCCAGCGGUUAUUUUGCAAAAAAAAUUAAAGGAUUUUAUGUCUAUAAGCUUUCAAAUGAAAAAAAAAAUGGGUUCAGUGAAAGACAAAUUGUUUAUAGAAGUAAUUUGUAUUUAGACAGAAAACAAAUUGUGUCACUAAAGUUCAUCUAUUUGACUGCAUAUUUUAUUCCAGUUUAGUUCUAAUGAAAACCACUCUGUAUUAUUUGGAACUUUUUUCUUUUUUUUCUUUUGGAGAGUAAGGUUGAACUGUAGGCAAUUCGAUGCACUUCAUCAUAAUUAUGUCGCAAAUGCAGCUCAGCCAAUCCUCACUCUUCACCCUCAUUUCAGCAUGAAGAACAUUUUCACAUUUGCGUCCCAAUCACUCGAUUGCUGUUAUACGCAUCACUGUUUUAUUUGUUCCUUGUUAGUUGCCGAUGUUUCAACGUAAUGUUAGAUCUUCCGUCAAUAAAACGUCAAUAUGCGACAUUGCUUUCAGCCAAUUUUGUAGUUUUGAAGUUUCGACAGCACAGAUUUUUGUACUUUUUCAACCAGUUGGAACUUUGAACUGUGGUCAUGCUUUUGUUUCUUAAGAACUGUAAUUAAAAUGCUUUUCAAACAAA
Messenger RNA from Xiphophorus maculatus (southern platyfish), 6227 nucleotides. RefSeq names its product collagen type XVI alpha 1 chain (gene col16a1). The transcript is spliced from 71 exons. NCBI's taxonomy places the organism in Eukaryota, Metazoa, Chordata, Actinopteri, Cyprinodontiformes, Poeciliidae. The coding region runs from base 238 to 4926 and encodes 1562 amino acids. The record is from RefSeq and is a predicted model, not a curated record.